This is a messenger RNA of Phyllotreta striolata, 1446 nucleotides long. The record is from the annotation of a GenBank genome assembly. NCBI's taxonomy places the organism in Eukaryota, Metazoa, Arthropoda, Insecta, Coleoptera, Chrysomelidae.
AUGGGAGUGUUUGAAGAGCGGCCUUCUCACACGCCCGGGAUGCAUUGGCAGCAGCACGAACACUACAUUGGCCCGGCGUACGACCCGUCCCGCGAUCUCUCGCCCAACCUCCCGUCGUGCGACUCGUCCAUGGGCGAUCCCGAUCGCAGCGUCUCCAGCGGCAGCUCCUGCAGCACACCGUCCAACAACAACCACCAGUCCUGCGGCUCGGAGGUCUGCCGACCGCCCCACGUCACCCUGGCCCACCAGCCCCCGCAGCGAUCCAUCACGCCGCCCGACAUCUGCCGGCCCCACUCCUCCUUCGAGCAGCACAUACCAAAGAUCGAACCGCUGCAAUCGUCCACGCCGCCCUCCUCGCCCGCCGCCAGCUGCUCCGAGGAAAACGGUGCUGUCUGUGCUGGUUGUUGCAUGAAAAUAACCGACAGGUAUUACCUGCAAGCGGUGGAGAGAAGAUGGCACACGUCUUGUUUGCAGUGUUACCAGUGUAGAAGGACUUUAGAAGGUGACAAUUCCUGUUUCUCCAGGGAUGGUAAUAUUUAUUGUAAAAAGGACUACUAUAGGUUAUUUAGCAUGAAGAGCUGCGCUCGGUGUCACGUGACGAUUCUAUCAUCGGAACUAGUGAUGCGCGCCAAAGAGUUCGUCUUCCACGUGCAUUGUUUCUCUUGUGAAGUGUGCAACGCCAUAUUGACGAAAGGUGAUCAAUUCGGCAUGAGGAACGGUUCGGUGUUGUGCCGCGUCCAUUUCGAACUCUCCGUGUCCGAAUCGAUUCCGCACGGCGGCGGCGUCGGCGGCGGCGGUCUCUUCCACCCGCAGCACCACCCCCACUAUCCGCCGCCGUUUCCCAGUCCGGAUUUCCACCACCAUCCGUCCAUGCCGCCGCAGCCGGCCGGCGGCGGCGGCGAUCACAUCGGUAAAGUUCCUCCCUUCUUCAACGGCGCCCCCACGACGCCGCGACAGAAGGGCAGACCGCGCAAAAGGAAGCCCAAGGACUUGGAAGGGAUGACCGCUAAUCUCGAUCUGAACUCCGAUUACUUGGACAUGCCGUUCGGCCGGUCGCCGGGCACGCCGGGCCUGCACGGAUCGAAUCAAAGGACGAAAAGGAUGAGGACGUCGUUCAAGCACCAUCAACUCAGAACGAUGAAAUCCUACUUCGCCAUCAACCACAAUCCGGACGCUAAGGAUCUGAAGCAACUUUCCCAGAAGACCGGAUUACCCAAGAGGGUGCUACAGGUGUGGUUCCAGAACGCGAGGGCGAAGUGGCGCCGGAUGAUGCUGAAGCAGGAGGGCAAAUCGGGUGGCGAGAAGUGCUCGAGCGCCGACAGCGUGACGGACAUGGACCUGUACCCGCACGGGCCGGGUUCCAUCGGCAGCACCAUAUCCAUGAACCCGCACAGCCCGGCGUUCAUGAUGCCCUCGGGCAGCCCGUCGUCGCUGGACUGCUCGUGA